Messenger RNA from Rubroshorea leprosula, 2580 nucleotides. Lineage: Eukaryota; Viridiplantae; Streptophyta; Magnoliopsida; Malvales; Dipterocarpaceae. The record is from the annotation of a GenBank genome assembly.
AAUUCUUUUCAUAACUACUCUGUUCCUCUUCUUUCCUUUCUGUUACUCCACAGCCCUCUCCUCCUGUUUACGUUCAAUCCAAGGGAAGAACAGAGAUCUAAGCAUGCAAUCCAUGCAUUUCUCUACCAAAAAGCUUCCAUGGCGGACAUGGGUUUUCAUUUUUGUCUUCUGUUUCCAACUUUAUAGCUCGAUUUCCGAUCCCAGAAUCAAUCUGUCUGGCCUCUUCUGCGGCACUUCCGGCCCACCAUCGCAGGUCAACAUAACUCCGCUCUUUACCGAGGAAAUGCAGGGCCUUUCGCAACUCAUCAACACGAGCCACUUUAUCACUUACCAUCUUAACUCCUCCUCCGCGCUUCCCUUGUACGCGCUUGCCCAGUGCCACCACGACCUCUCACAGAUAGACUGUAUCGUCUGCUACACUAUCUCUCGCACCAGCCUCCCCCGCUGCCUCUCUUCCGUCUCAGGCCGCAUCUUCCUCGACGGCUGCUUCUUACGUUACGAUAACUACAGCUUUUACAACGAAUCUGUCUCUUCAACUUCCGAUAAGGUGAGUUGCAGUCCCGAUGACGUUGCACUGGUGGGUCUUGAUCGGAUGGGUUUUGUUCGGAAUGUUGGGUACGCAGUAGGGAAUGUGACUGCGAUUGCAGUGAGCAAAGGAAGGUUCGGGGUUGUGGCGGCGGAGGGAGUCUAUGCGCUGGCCCAAUGUUGGGAAAGUCUCAGCACUGAGGGCUGCAGAGAGUGCCUGGAGAAGGCGGCGAACGAGGUCAAAAGCUGCCCGCCGAAGAAGGAAGGGAGGGGGAUGAAUACUGGGUGUUAUCUAAGGUACUCGACAGAAAAGUUCUACGGCAACGGUGGAGGUACAGGGCAUCAGGGCCAUGGGUUUACUGGAAUUAAGAUGAUCGUAGCUAUUGUUUUAGUAGCAACUGCAAUCUCCAUGGUCUUUUUCUCUGCAAUUUAUGCUGCCCAUGCAAGACUAUCAAGGAUGAAAAAAGAACGCAAUAAUCUCGGGCCAAUUUCGACAAGCUUCAACAAAUCAGGCUUGAGUUUCAAGUAUGAAACCCUCGAAAAGGCUACAGAUUACUUCAGCCCUUCGAGGAAAAUAGGCCAAGGAGGUUCUGGUUCUGUGUACAGAGGGGUUCUUCCAAAUGGAACAUCAGUAGCAGUGAAAAGAUUGAUUUUCAAUACCAGGCAAUGGGUAGAUGAGUUCUUCAAUGAGGUAAACUUGAUUAGUGGAAUUCAGCACAAGAAUUUGGUCCAGCUUCUGGGUUGCAGCAUUGAAGGCCCUGAGAGCCUCCUGGUCUAUGAGUAUGUACCAAACAGGAGCCUGGAUAACUUCAUUUUUGAUGACAAGAAAACUAAGCCUUUAAGUUGGCAGCAGAGGUUUAAUAUCAUUGUGGGAACAGCCCAGGGUCUUGCAUACCUUCAUGGAGGUUCUCAUGAAAGGAUAAUCCAUAGGGACAUAAAAAGCAGCAAUAUUCUUCUCGAUGAGGAUCUCACUCCAAAGAUUGCUGAUUUUGGACUGGCUCGGUGCCUGGCUCCUGAUAGGACUCAUCUCAGCACUGGAGUCGCUGGCACACUGGGGUACAUGGCUCCAGAAUAUCUUGUUCGUGGGCAGCUUACUGAGAAAGCAGAUGUUUAUAGUUUUGGAGUACUCAUUCUCGAGAUUGCCUGUGGCAGAAGGAAUUCUGCCUUCACAAAGGACUCUGGUACCCUUCUACAGACGGCUUGGAGACUGUACAAAUCUAAUACUCUUGCUGAAGCAGUUGAUCCUCAAAUACGAGAUGAUUCAACAGCAAAGGAGGCAUCCAAUGUGCUUCAAAUUGGAUUGCUCUGCACACAGGCUUAUGUAGCUUUAAGACCAUCGAUGGCAGAAGUAGUUCAGAUGCUGACUGAUAGAGAUUGUGAAAUCCCUUUUCCUAGCCAACCUCCAUUCUUGAAUGCUAGCCUUCUCGAUCCAGCUGCCAGCUCCAGCACGUCUUACAGCGCGGACAGUUUCAUAUCAAGUGCAGCUAGAAAGACUGAAGCCUGCUGCAACUCCUCUCUGUCAUCUGGCAAUGGCAGCUUAGGCGAUCAAGCCUCCAGAAGUGAAGAAUCAUUGCGUAAGUAGAUCAACAAAGUGAGGUUUUCAGAAUGAUUCAUCUUGCCACGAUUCCUGUGGGCAGAAAACAGGAAUGUGAGUGUUGAUCUCCUUGGAGCAUGGGCUUCAAAGUCAAUGUGAAAUAGGAAUGUUUCCGCAUAAAUGAAGGAAAAUGAAAGGUAGCAUUGAAGAAAGCACACCAACAGCUAACUCUGAUGUUACUUGUCUAACACAGGAAUGUAGAUACAUCAGAAUUUUCGAGUCUUUUUUUUAUCUUUUCUCUACAGGAACCAAAACAGUUGUAAUUUAUUCUUUAUAUUCAAGUUAGCAAUAGGAAGACAGUAGAGAGUUGUUGAACACCAAAAAAAUUUCAUCAUGAACUUCUGGAAGGCUUGUGUAAGUUAAUAAAUUCAAGACGUUAGGUGGGGUAGAACCCAGUUGCUUACAGCAUCGGUAUCAUUAUUUCAAAUUUAGUAGGCAUUUAAUGAAAAUUAAAUUCCAAA